UUGGCUCUAACAGCCAUCUAACGAAGUUCUCUAGAACCCAGAAUUUUAUAUAUUGAAUAGAGAAAGAGGGAUGGUAAUGCCUGGCCAGGGUGGAAGAUCCUUUGACAUUAUCCGACAGAUUGUCGGAAAUGUGGUCAAUAUCUUCAAUAAGCGGGCCUCGCCCUGCACAGCACCAUGCGACGGCAUGGUACUUAAGAUGCACUACCAAUGGACCUUCUGGGUCUUGCUUGGCGGCUUCUCAGCCAUUUGGUAUUCCUGGUACCACAGGGACGUCAUUACCUGUGCGUCUCACUUCAAUGCUGAGACGCAGGUGAGGUUGGAUUACAUCAAUAUUUGCCUUUCGUACCCGUUCGUGCAGGGCGCGGGCGAGGACCUGGACGAAGGGGAGGGCGGACAGCGCCGCUACCUCCUCUUCUACCGCUGGAUCCACUGGGCUCUGCUCCUGCUGGCUGGUAUCUACUACAUUCCCCGUAAGAUCUCCAAGACGUCAGAGAAUACCAAAGUCAAGAAGCUGAUCGAGGAUCUGGCUGUCAAUGCCCACCGCUAUGACGGCUUGGAGAGGGAGCUCGUGGACCGCACUGCCCGGUACAUUGCAUUUAACCUUAAGACCCACAAUGGGCUAUAUUACAAAUACCUGACCUGCAACUUGGUCGCGCUUCUCGUCGACAUCUUCUGCUUCCAAUUCCUGGACUUCGUGUUCCAAGGUCGGUUCUUGCGCUACGGCUUCCAGGCCUACCCGUUCAACCGCGACCCCCAGCAGUUCACUGACUACAUGUCCGAGAUGUUCCCUCCCUUUGCCAACUGCGAGCUGCACAACGAGGUCCAGCUGACCAACAAGCGAAUCGAACGCCUGGGUUGCCAUCUCACCGUCAUGGAGCUCUACGAGAAGGUGUUCCUGGCGCUAUGGCUCUGGCUCAUCGUCCUGACGGCCAUCACUGUGGGCUACAUCAUCUUCCUGUCCCUCAUGUGGGUCCCAUGGGCGCGCCUAUUCAUGCUGCGUAUCGCUAAGCCCCUCAGCGCCAAGGACACCAUCCGCAACACCAUCUGCAACAUCGUGAGCAGCUGCAAGAUCGGUGACGUGUACCUGCUGUACCGCCUGAAGCAGCAUUUUAGCCACGCUCGCUACUACGAGCUGUUGACCCGCCUCUCUGACCCCGACUUCCUGCGCACAAUGCUUGACUCGGUGUCCAUCGACCACCACGGCAAGGGCGGCGGCGGCGGCGGCCCAGACCUCCGGCAGCGCACGAACAAGAACCAGAAACCCGCAGGACCUGAAAGAUGGCUAUCAUAGGCCACGGGGGCACAGACAUUGUCCGCCAGUUGGUGGGCAAUGUAGUGAACAUCUUCAAGAAGAAGCGUGCGCCGUGCACCUCCCCUUGCGACGGUCUAAUCCUCAAGAUGCACUACCAGUGGACCUUCUGGCUCUUACUAGCCGGCUUCUCUGCCGUGUGGUACUCCUGGUACCACCGCGACGUUAUCACGUGCGUCUCGCAUUUCAACGCCGAGACGCAGGUCCGUUUAGAUUACAUAAACAUCUGCCUUUCGUACCCCUACGUGGAGGAAGGCACCUCGGAAAAGAGGUUCCUGCUCUUCUACAGAUGGAUCCACUGGACGCUCCUGGUGCUAGCUGGCAUUUACUACAUCCCCCGUAAAAUCUCCAAGAAUUCCGAGAACCCGAAGGUCAAGAAGCUGAUCGAGGACUUGGCGGUGAACUCGCACCGCUACGACCAGGUCGAGCGAGAGCUGGUGGACCGCGCCGCCCGCUACAUCGCCUACAAUCUUAAGACGCACAACGGGCUCUAUUACAAGUUCGUCACUUGCAAUUUGGUCGCCCUGGUGGUGGACAUCAUCAGCUUCCAGUUCCUCGACUUCGUGUUCCAGGGGCGCUUCAUGCACUACGGCUGGAUGGCCUACCCCUACAGCCGCGACCCCGUCAAUUUCUCCGACUACAUGUCCCGGACGUUCCCUCCCUUCGCCAAGUGUGAGCUGGGCGAUGCGAACAAGCUGGUCAACAAGCGGACGGAGAAAUUCGGUUGCCACCUGACCGUGAUGGAGCUCUACGAGAAGGUGUUCCUCGGCGUGUGGGUGUGGCUCAUCCUGCUGACGACGAUCACGUGCGCUUAUCUCAUCUUCCUGGGCUUCAUGUGGCUUCCGUACUUCCGCCUGAUGAUGCUCAAAGUGGCCAAGCCUCUCAAUGCCAAAGACACUGUGAGUAACACCAUAGUCUCCGUCGUGAACUGCUGCAAGAUCGGCGACGUCUACCUGCUGUAUAGACUGAAGCAGCACUUGAGUCACGCUCGCUUCUACGAGCUCCUGACGAGGCUCUCUGACCCGGAGCUGAUCAAGACCAUGCUGGAGGACCCGGCCGACCGCGCCAUCAACGCCAAGAACCACGACAUGCGCGGCAGAAAGCAGGCCGGCAUGAACAUAGGCGGUCCUAAGGGCAAGUUCGGCGGCCCCAAUGAUCUCUUUAUCUCACAGGACUACGGCCGACCCAACACGAGUAUUCUGGUUGAGUAGGCCGACCCUCUAGCCUCGUGCUAGAGGGCGUGGCGGCUCAUCCCAGUUUAAAGAAAAGUACUUAUUUUAUAUCAUUUUUAUCUGAUGUUCAGUGAUAACCCGGGGUGGUCGUGCCGUCCCUAGUGAAGGUGAACUGUUGUCCCCCUUUGAGAAAUGUACGAGUGCUGCCUUGGGAAAAAGGUAACGGACGCUCUUGGAUACUUUUUUACAAGUCUGCUACACACUUCUCGUGGUGUACAACUCAUUAGUGAUAUUUCUAUAUAUUAACAUUCUUGUGACUGUGUUAUUUGUGGAAGCCAAUGUCUGAAAGCCGUUACUGUGUAGGACCGUCCGUCUCCAUGUGUUCAACAUCCCCUCCCCUUUUUUGCUUUUUUUUUUAUAACAAGUUAUUUAUAAGCCAUGUCAGAGGGAAAACUCAUGUAUGUAUUUUUUUUUAAAGCAGGAAGCUGGUAUAGAAUGCAUUGUUUCAUCGCAUUUAUAUAUUAUAAAAGCACCUACUUGAAUGAAAGCCGUGUGAGUGGUUAUGCUUGUGGUAUAUAGUUCUCCCCUUUUUAAGUUAUGGAUUUGCAAGGUUUUCCAGCCGUUAAUAUUGGUGCCGACCAGUCAUACUCAGUCACUGUCACAGCAUUUGUUAAAUCGUGUUUUUAAAAACUUGUUAAAGAUAGAGAAAACGGUAGGCCGAGAGAGGUGUUUAAAAUGCAUUUGGUUCUUUUUUUGCAAGAGAUCCACAAUGCGAACCAGUUUUUAAAUGUAUGUUUUUAAAUUGCCGGUAUCUCAUUCCUGUUUUAUACGACCCUCCCAUCUCUUUAAUUAAUAAUUUAUAGAUUUUUUGACAAUUGUUGUGAAAUUGUAUUUUUUAGCCUGUAAACUUGUUAAUGACUGCAUUCGGGUUAGCGAAGCUGAGCUGCGCUGCCACGGCGAUAGUGUGAUAAAAAAUGACUAGCCAAAUCUUGAGCUGGUGCAAGCGACAUUUUUUUUUGACUGUUGUCUCUAUGACUGACAAUCAUAAAGCUUUUUGUAUUUUGGUAAAAUAAACAAAAAUUGAAUUAAGUUUUA
Messenger RNA from Penaeus vannamei (Pacific white shrimp), 3576 nucleotides. The record is from RefSeq and is a predicted model, not a curated record. Lineage: Eukaryota; Metazoa; Arthropoda; Malacostraca; Decapoda; Penaeidae.